Molecule: messenger RNA, 969 nt
Organism: Candida tropicalis MYA-3404
Lineage: Eukaryota; Fungi; Ascomycota; Pichiomycetes; Serinales; Debaryomycetaceae
Exons: 1
Coding region: 1-969 (322 amino acids)
Source: RefSeq, a predicted model, not a curated record
AUGUAUCAUAGCAAUAACAACAAGCGAUCAUCAUCAUCAACGACAACAGCAACUGCAUUUAACAAGACCACACCAGCAUUAAAUCCGAUUCUUCUUGCGAAUCCAUUAGUUUUUAAACCCUCCUCCUCAUCAUCAUCAUCAAACAAAGAUCAGACUACCGAGAAUCAUAUUCCUUCAAAUUAUAUAAUACUAUCAAAUAUGAAAAAGUCUAAAAAUACCAAUCGUAAUUCACCAUCUUCAAGUAGUAGAACAUCUGGUUUGAAUAAUAAAUCUCGAAAUGCGACUAAUAGACCAAAAUCAUUAAAUGAAGCAAUUGCAAAAUACACAGGUAAUAGAUAUUUAACUCAUAAAGAAAGAAAAAGGAAGAGAAAAUUAGAAGAGGUUGAUAAUGUAUCUAUUAAAGAUGAAGAAGGUGAAGACAAAGGAGAAGUUCAAGAUGACCAAGACUUGGAUGAUGAAGCAGAAGAUCAAGAAGAAGAGGAAGGAGAAGAAGGAGAAGAGGAGGAAGUUCAAGAACCAGUCACUAAGAAAAGUAGAGGCAUGUGGGGUGCUAUUAAAUCAUUCUGGUCAGGAACUCCAACACCUACUGGUUCUGCAGAUGAAGAUCUAGGUGAAGAAAUUGGAGAAGAAAUUGAAAUUGAGAAAGAAACUGAUUCUCCUGAAGAAAAGGAAGAAGGAUCUUCUCAAGAUGAAGAUGAAAGUUCUCCUGGUGAAGUAUUUGCAGAAACUUCACCAUUCACUGGAUUUAGUGAACCUGAAAAAAGUGAAGAUGCUGAAGAGGAAGAUGACGAUGAGGAUUUUACUGGACAAUCUGAAUCUAGUGAUGAAAGCGAUGACGAAGAAGAAGAUGAAGAAGAAGAAUCUGCAGAAGUAAACACCGAAGCGGAUGAUGUUGAUGAUGAUUUGGAAAAAUUAAAGCAUGAUUUGAAGGUCGAUCAAUUGAUUAAUUCCCACGGAUUACCAAAAUGA